Messenger RNA from Xyrichtys novacula (pearly razorfish), 25962 nucleotides. The record is from the annotation of a GenBank genome assembly. NCBI's taxonomy places the organism in Eukaryota, Metazoa, Chordata, Actinopteri, Labriformes, Labridae.
ACUAAUACGUUUAUAGACCAGCGUGCUUGGUAGCUGACUUCAAUUGAAGUGUGAUUUUCUGUCUUGAACGUCUCACAUUUCCACCUCUUCUUCUGUUGCAUCACCUCAGACUGCUACAACUGAACUGGGAGGAAAUUCAACUUAUGCGGCAUCUUGGGGAAACAUCUCUGUCCACGGUCCUGAAAUCUGCUUUCCCAAGCAUGCGUCAUGUGACUUUGCCCAGCUCUGCCUAGCUCAGCACCCAGACUGCUGGUUUCUGGAGAUUUCACGUGAGAAAAGGACAGACCUGAAACCUCUUCCCCUCUCCUCUUGUUUGGACUGUUUUAUUUUCGACUCCCCUCGCGUAUUUUUUUUUUACAGUUUAUUUUUACGCACGAUUAGAUGAUGUGGACCCUAACAGCUCUCGGAGUAUGACAAAAGAUUUUAGGAUGCUGGACUUGUGCUGCUCGUUUCGUUCCUCUUGUUUUACCUAAAUGCCAACACGGUGAAUGCGUCGGACAGAGAGGACGAGCCUGCAGCCAGUGCUCCGCAUUCAGAAAGUCAGCAUCUCGUCUUUCUUGAUUUGAUUUUUUUCUCUCUCUGGAGCGACUUCAAGGAGGAUGUAACAAGCAAUCCACCUUGCGCAGUUUAAGUCUCCCCCCCAUCAAAAUGCAGAAAGGAAUACGACUUAAUGAUGGUCAUGUCACCUACCUGGGGCUUUUGGCGAAAAAGGAUGGUACGAGACGAGGGUGCUUGAGCAAAAAGAGCUCAGACAACACAAAAUGGCACACAAAGUGGUUCGCUUUGUUACAGAAUAUGCUCUUUUAUUUUGAAAACGAGUCAAGCUCUCGACCCGCGGGAUUAUACCUGUUGGAAGGAUGCAUAUGCGACAGGGCGCCUUCACCCAAACCGUCACUGUCAGCCAAGGAGUGUUUGGAAAAGCAGGUAUGGAGAGUGCGCGCGAGCACAUACACGCAAUUAAACACACACACACGCUCUCACACUCACUACUUCAUGUUUCUCAAGCCCUCGCGUACAAGUACUGACGUGUGUGUGAUUUUUUUUUUGCUCUAUUUUGGUACCGAACAAAGCAUUUCUGCUGCACACAUUUUCUUCUCUCCAACCGCAUGAUGACCUCAAAUCUAGCGCUGCAGAACAGCACGAGGUUCCACAUUGCUGUAUUGCAAGUUAUGUAAUCCAUGCAUGGCAGUAAUGAUGAGGUAACAAUAUUAACACCUAUUGGAAUUACAGCAGCUCUGCCAAUGGGCUCUACAGUGUUUUCAAGCAGGUUGCAGCAAAAUUUUCCCCCACUGUUUUUUCUCUUUGGUUUUUGAUUACACCAUUGCAGAAUCCAAGAUAUUUCUAUUGUUUUCACAGGCAUGAUUUUUGUUUUUGUUGUUGCAAAUUUCGCUUUUGACUUUCACUCAUCAUCCUGUUGACGAUUUUGGGCGGAGAGUGAUACCUAAUGCUUCUUCCAAUAAAACAUGACAAAAGUUAUCCCCUCAGGGUUUCCAUCUUGUGGUGAAAGGAUGAAUGGCAAGCUAAAGAUGGAGAAUCAGCAGGGUGCCAAUGAUCAGUCAGCUCUGAUCCAGAUGACCUGAGAAAUAGGAUUCAUUUUUUCAUUUGCAUUAUUCACGUGACCUGUGUUGAAGAUAUCCUAUCGCACACUGGUCCAAGUGAGGACAUGUAGAAGGAUUUAUUUUUGAUCAUUAAAAAUACCUCUAAGACAUGUCAACAAGAAUGGGCAAGGUUAUCUUGAUUAUUGUGAUUAAAAAGUAAAGGAACAUUACGCUUCACUUCUAUCAGCGCUCUUCUGUCCAGGGCUCGCUGCCUGACUCUGUAGGUAGGGCUGCAAUCCAAAGUGGGCCCAGGCUCUUCCUGUGAACAGCUGCCUUUGUGCUGACAAGGCAUAAUGCAGCAUACUGGCUAGUGUUUUGCUCAAACAGUUGCUUUAAAACACACACAUACACACACAUACUCACACAAAGUCUCCAAGAAUCUUUUUUUCCCUGUCAGCGGCACCGUUUUCUCAACAUUGGGUUUCUUUCAAUUCAAUAAGCAGACGCAAGCAAACGCAGGAAAAACAGAUCUUUUCCAUCCUGGACUGAAUUCAUGACAAACUAUAGAGGAUAUUUGUUUCUCUGUGUCUUUGAACGUAUUUUCAGAGAUCAAGAGCACUGAGAUCAACUCAAAUAAUGAACGGUUAAUGUGAUUGAUGAGCCGGUCUACUGAAAAAAAUACCUCUCAGAGUAAACAAACAAACAAACAAACAACCUCAGGAAGGACAAAUACUCUAUACCUGCUAUCUUCUGAAAGCCACCUGGAUUUAAGGUUACACAGCAAUGUUUUUUUUUAAUCCACCUUAAUCCCCACAUUAUAUUUAUCCUCAAAUGCAGUUAGUGUGAAAAUGAUUAUGCGUUUGAGCGCAAGGUUUCCAUAGCAACCCUUAUUUGAAUCCUAAAGAAUGAUGCAGUUGGAAGAGGAGGAUAGCAGAAAACAAAAGUAGUUUGUCGCAUCUUUCCUGUCAAUGUGAGGGCUUUCAAAGCGAAGUUUGUACCUUACAGGGGUCGCAGUCCAUAUAUAGAAAACACAGCAGGCUCACUCGCAGGAGAAACAUCAAUUCUUUCACAAGGAGCACAAAAAUCUGCAAGUGCAAGAGAUGUUUGAUUUGAGAUAUGAGAGUCCUGCACUUUUCACUGUAGUUGAUGUUGAAAUCAACAACGCUGAUAAACUAAAGCUCUCCAUUUAAUUUAGAGUGUGUGCAAGUAAAAUGAUUGCCAGUGAUAACUGCAGUUCUCCAGGGAACAUCUCCCUGUAUAGAUCUUAUCAUAGAGUAUAGUCCAUGAAAGACCUUUAACAGUGUUACUGGAGUAGAAGAGACUUCUUUUCAAUGAGCAGCAGUGACAUAAAACAUAAAAAAAAAUCGUAAUUAUGUAAAGAAAGCCAUUAAUUGAGAAAGUAUUUACAACAGAGUCAUAUCUGUAGCUAAACAGGAGUGACAACAACAUUCAACAUCUGUGUCAAAGUAAAUACAUGAACUAGAGAUGGAGUAAAACUCAGGAGUCUUCAUGUUGAAUCUACUCUGUAUCAGACUCGCAUCACUGUUAAGAUCAGGGAUUAUUUUUGACUCGGCCAUAAAUGUAAGGCAGGAAGCAGACAGUGUGCUUAACAGUGCCUCAAACCAGACACUCACCGCAUACUCACAGAAAUCAUGAGGGAAAACUACAACAACAUGCAUGCUCCUCUGCCAGAAAUAGAUUUUCUUUGACGGUAGGGUGAAUACUUAAUGAAUGUGAAGAUGGAAGAGCAGUCAGCCAUGAAUAAUGAUCAGUCGCAGGUUGAUAGGCGCCUGUUGAACAUCUGCAGGCCAAAGAUUAGAGGCUGGGUUCCUUGAACAUGGCUAGACAACUGACAGAAACAACAGAAUUUCACUUAUGCGCAUGAGAUUGUUGUUGUUUUCCUGGCGAGUUGUGCUAUGUAGCACUCACAAAAAGGCCUUGAAUUAAAGAAUUAAAGUAAAAAAAAAAAGCUUUUAUUUAUUUUAGAGUUAUUUUAAAAUUCUCCCCAAAAUAAGGAAAUUAUUUGCAUUCCCAUAUACAAAAAUCGACAGGUUUUGUACUAACUCUUGCAUUUGAAUUUAUACUUUCUAUAUAUAUUUUCAUGUAGAAGAUGGUACACUAUUGUGCCUUAAAUGAGCAACAAAAGAUUGUUUUCUAUUCAACAUAUAAAUUUAUUUAAAAACACAAUAAAUGUUUUCAAAUUUUAGACUACAUGUUUAAAUGGCUCUUUAUAAGGGACACCCAAACUACAUAAUGAUCGACACUCUGAAAACAGAUAAUUUACCUCGGUUGAUGGCGCCUGUUUAAUCGAUUAGGUCUUGAUGAUAAUACUAAUAAUACUACUACUAAUAAUAAUAAUAAUAAUAAUAGGCUGAGAUGCAGUUGCUAGGAAACAGGUAUUGCACAGUUAUGUAAUUUGCAGUGGCUGCAGCCUCCGUGUCUUAUAGCAUUACCUUCUGGAAACCAGAGACAUCCCAGGAACUGAGCUGGGGGAGGCUUCCCCCAGUGUGCUCCAUCAAUUGCAAUGGUGGGCGAGGGCGGUGUGGCUUCCCCAGACCCUGUGUGGUUUUAAAUCACCUGCUUGAUAUCUGCAGCAGUAAGGCAGGGGAACAAACAAAGACAGAAGCAGUGGAGAAGCCUCAGUUAAAACACUAUAUGACAGAUUUAUCUAGAGAGAGAAUGUAAUCAUCAAUGGUCUUUUCUGUGUGGUAUAUUUACCAUGUCAGGUGAGCGACAGUUUUGUUGUUUCUAAUGAAAGCUUCCCCCAACCCCCACCCUCAUGUGUUUCAGUACUAUUUCACUGUCAGCUUUACACAUGAAAACCAAAAGGCCCUUGAGUUACGCACGGAAGAUGUUAAGGACUGCGAUGAAUGGGUGACUGCAAUAUCACACGCCAGGUAAAGGCACGAACAAGUGAAACAUGAAGACAUGGCAAAUAGAAGUUGAGUAUGUAAGUGAAGGAUGCUACCAUGUUACGGUUAGAUUUUAGAAAUGACUGAAAAAUGUUUUACUUACAAGAAAAACUGACUGAUUUGAUGAGUAAUAAAACAACAUAUUGAUGUCUAUUUUGUUACUGAAACUACAAAACCAUGUGUGUGUGUCUUUGUGUUUGCAUAUGUUACAGUUACAGAAACUUGGCCACAGAGCAUGAGACUCUCAUGCAGAAGUAUCUUCAUCUGCUUCAGAUUGUGGAGACGGAGAAAACAGUUGCUAAGCAACUUCGACAACAGAUAGAAGAUGGGGAAAUAGAGAUUGAAAGGCUUAAGUCAGAGGUAAUAUUCGCUGUGAUGCCUUUACACUGAAGGGUUGAUGUAAACAAGUAUGAAGUAUGAAUAAAUUAGUCAGAUUUGAGCAGAUAAUGUGCUCUGAACAGAUACCAGGAGAGUUCAAAUUUUGCAAUCAUAUUCACAACCUGGUCCUUUAAAACAUGGACACAGUUUGCCACAAACAUCACACCUCUUCUGUUCAGUCAUACCUUUCUCCAAUCUAACCUCAGCCUCCUACAAUCAGCUAAAUUUGGUCCUUACAGACAAAUCAAUAUCAGAUGUUUUUCCAAUGUCCAGAAUUGAGAACAAACAGACUUUGAUUCAAAACACAGAAAGACACAGUCAUUUUAAAUUAUUACUCAGAUAUCAAGGUUCAAAUCAUGUCUUAAAAAUAAUCCCUAAUUUGCUGUUCAGUUCAGAUAAGGCUUUACUGCUUGGUAUCCUCAAGGGCUUCAAAAUGGCUAUAAAAAGAUGAAUGGAUCAAAAUGCUUUUAGAUUUUUGUGAACAAGUUAGCAGAAGAUUGAACCUUAGAAGAAGAAGAUGGCAUUUGAUCUUAUCUUAUGUUGAUGGUAGGUCUUUGGAGUUCAGUCUAGACCUGCUCUUUGCAUCUUGAGAGAACAUUAAUCAUGAAUUGAUUCAAAACAAGUUUAUGAUCAUCUAAAAUGGAGUCUCAUGAAAAUAUUUUAUAUGUUGUAUAUUAUGUCAUCUAUCUAUCAUAUGUUAUAUAUUAUAUAUUAGCCACUUCCAGCAUCCUGUUGUUACUUGACAGCCUAGACCUGACACUAUGUUACCCCUCUGCUGGUCUCACAUCAGUCAUUAAUUUUCAUCCGGGUCCAACAUCUGCCUUAUCCAGCCAGCUUUACAAAUAAGUGAAUCAGUCAAAAAUAAUAUGUCAUGCUAAUAAUUGUUUGAUUUAUCUAAUGUGUGUAUAAAGUAAUGGAAUGGGUUGGAUAAACUGCACAGUCUCAGAGAAAAGUGUUCAAGUCAACCACCCUCCACUCUGAGAAACAAUACAUCCAACCAGGUUGUAUUCUCUGAAUCAAAUAGUCUUUUCACUUUAAUGUGCAAAUGUGAUGCUUGAAAUCAAAUUAUGUACUAAAUAUGCACAAACAGAGUGUUAAAUUGCAUCUUCUCCAUGAAACCCAAUGACAAUUAACUCCCUUGCUGUCCACAAAGUAAAGAGAAGCACUUUGCUUCGAACAGCUCAGAGCAGCUCCAGACUGUAUUUUUUGUUUACAGCUUGUUUAUCUUGUUGCCUGCCUGCUACAUAUUGCAUUUAAAUGACCAAUGUAAAUAAAUAUUGAUGCAGAGGUAGCAGCCAAGUGAGCACAGGCAGUUUAGUCAAGCGAAUGUCUCAGUGUUGACAGCGCUGACAAGUCCUGUCCUGUUUACACUGUUUCUUUGUUUACAUGCUGGUACAGUAAGUGAGAAGAAGAUCAGUCUGGAAGUGGCAAUGACUGCUCUCUUUUCUGAAUGUUUCUCUGCUAGAUUUCUGGACUUCUCAAAGACAAUGAGAAGAUUCACACAAGUCCUGCAGCCGCUCCAACUGAUGACGACUCUGAAAUCAAAAAAAUCAAAAAGGUAAACCUCGCUGUCUUGUAUUCUUACCUUAACAGCUAAUUUUGAUUAAAAAAAAACUGACCACAGUGUGUUUUAACUCCAGGUACAGAGCUUCCUGCGUGGCUGGAUCUGUAGAAGGAAGUGGAAGACAAUCAUCCAGGAUUAUAUCCGCUCACCACACGCUGAGAGCAUGAGGAAGAGGAACCAGGUUGUGUUCAGCAUGUUGGACUCAGAGGCUGAGUAUGUCCAGCAGCUUCACAUUCUGGUGAACAACUUCCUGAGGCCGCUCCGCAUGGCGGCCAGCUCCAAGAAACCGCCCAUCACCCAUGAUGAUGUCAGCAGCAUAUUCCUCAACAGGUUGGAAUUUAAUAACCUGAAAAUGUUGCACUUUGGUGUUUUUUGUUUGUUUUGAUAACACUACAUUUUUUACUAUAACACCAUUACCAAGUUCAUUAUUCUUUUGUGAAAUGCUGCUUGUAACUGGAAAUAUUUCAUUUUUGAUACUCAAGGACUGAAAGAUCCUAACUCUUGCUGUCUUACAGUUUUAGGCAUAUUUUGGACUUCAGUUUUUGAACAACCUCGUACCACAGUGAGAUGAAUAAAAAUGUCCCCAAGAGUCUAGUUUAUUUGCUGGAUCCAAGGCCAAAAACUACAGAAGACGAGAAUAGCCAUGGAUUUUUUUGUUUUUUUUUUGCACUGUUAUCUCAUAACAACUUAUAUCAUUAUCUCGGUACAACAAAGUUUGUUUUUAUUAUGAUAACAACUUAUCAUCUCAUUACCUCAAUAUAACAAAGUUCAUUUUCUUGUGAUAACAAAUUAUUUUAUAUUGUUUAUAUAACAAAAAUUGUUUUCUCAUGAAAACAAAUUAAUAAUGUGUCCGAUUGUUAUUGACCGAUUCGUGCAUGGCAGUUAAAUGUUCCCACAUUGAAAGCGUAAUGAACAUGGUGGAGCGCGACAUCAGCAUUUUCAUGGAAAACCACAGCUUGCUGUUGACAACAGUGGCUGCAGAGUUUUAGAAAUAUCCUGCUAUGGAGGGUGUUUUUAAAAGUUACUCAUGAUAACAAUAAUAAUCAGUUAUCACAAGAAAACAAUCUUUGUUUUAUGGACAUAACAAAAAAGAAAAACUCCAUGGUCGUUCUCGUCUUCCAUAAAAAAAAUCCAGUGGGUGCAUGCUUUUUUUUUACUAUUUUGCAUUAGCUACUAGCUGAAUGCUGUUUUACUGAUUAACUGUUCUUUAUAAUAUAACGGUUAAUACAGCAGUUAAGAGAAAGGACAAGCUCAACUGCGACACAUCUAAUACCUACUGUACUGCUUCUGAUGACUAUUUAGUUAUCAUUUGUUGUAGUAUCUACCAGGACUGAUGAUGUUUAAUAGUAAAUGAUGUCAUGUUUAUUGUUACGAAAACCAAAGAGAUUGUAUCAUCAUGGUCAGUUUCAUGUCAGCGUCUUGCCUCACUCUGUUGCGGCUGUUCUGUGUAUGACAACACAUUAUCCCUUAUAUCUGAUGGUUUACCAGCUGGGUUGAAUGAUUAUUUUUCCUGUUUUGUAGCACCUCGGAGUGAUUAGCAUGUGUGUCACCAAGGUUAUUUGCAAGGUCUGAAGAGGUUGCACGACACUGUUUUGUGACACCUUCUUUAUACAGGUUUCAGUAAGUCAGAGGGAUCACAUGGAGGUGUUGUUUCAGAAGAUGACUAAUAGUUGUCGUUGUUGUUGGUAGUGGAAAGAUUGAGGCAGAGACAUUGCUUCUCCAGACAAAACACCAGACAACAGCUUUGCUUUUGAUCCACAUACAGAGUAUCAAGAUUGAGGGUCCAGAUUUAAUUUUGUGCUCCUCCAGAGAAAAUCUCCCCCAGAACCAACAGGCGGUGAAAAUAGAAAUCUGCAUGCACCCUUUUUGGCCAAUUCAAAAUCCAUCCAUAUAUCAUCCCAGCUCUAAGUGUCCUAAACCUGUAAAUUCAAGCUAUGAGUUAACACAAAUUAAAAAGUCUUGAGAAUUCUGAAUACAAACUAUACUUAUUGAAAUCAACUAUCACUUUCCUAUUCUGUUUUUCUUUCAGUGAAACCAUCAUGUUUCUACAUCAGAUAUUUUACCAGGGUCUGAAAGCCAGAAUAGCGAGCUGGCCAACAUUAGUGCUGGGUAAGCCUCCUUCCUCUUUCUUUCUCUCAUCUUAUUUUAUGCUCUUGGUAUUGUUUGUGUUGAUUUUACAGUAGUUUGGUAUUGAUCUUUGCAUAGCCGACCUGUUCGAUAUCCUGCUGCCCAUGCUGAAUAUCUACCAGGAGUUUGUGAGGAACCACCAGUACAGCCUACAGAUCCUGGCCCACUGCAAGCAGAACCGAGACUUUGAUAAGCUCCUGAAGCAGUACGAGGCAAAGCCUGACUGUGAGGAGAGGACUCUGGAGACCUUUCUCACCUACCCCAUGUUCCAGGUUGGCCUAUUUGUUGGCUUAUUUGUCACUUUCACUGAUAUACAUAAAAAAUAAAGGCAGACCAAUUUGUUUGCUGCAAAGCAUCAGCCUUAAAACUAGAGUCUUUAAUUGUCAUUAAUUCUGAGCUAGCACAACCACUUUGGGCCAAGUUGUUCUCCUCACAUAUAAAUGUUACCCUUGGGAUAACCCUAACCCUAAUUUAACAACUUCAUACUUGUUGGCUUUAGCUAUGCCAAUGAAACCUAGUUGUUGCUGUCUGUACAGAUAUUCUUGAUUUCUCUUGAAUAAGCGAUCAAACCCUCACAUACAACAACCUUUUAAUCAAAAACUUUCAUCUUUUAAUAUUUUCCAUUGCUGUUUUGACUGCACACCUUAAUUUUUGACUAAUUUUCUCUUUUAUGUGUUGUACCUGUUAAAAUUUAUGAUCCGUUUGCAAAUGUUAAAUCAACUGAAACAUGUAUAUAUGAACAGAUGAUGAAUAAUAAUUUCCAUUUAGCAAUAAUAUCAUGACUGUGUUUUUCGGCUCUCUUAGUCAGGACCUGACCACCAGAAACCACAUCCUCUCCAGCUUACAUUUGCUUUAUAAGCUAUAUCCCAUAUUGCAGCAGUACUGUUCAAGAACAUUCAUCUGCUGUUGCUCAAAAUAUCCCUGUAGUUUUUUUCAUGUCUAUAAAAAGCGGUUGUUUUUUACAGCUCAGGUUGUAAUAACUGUUCCUUUCUAGCGAGGCAAGCACUUUCCUGAUGGUCCACUCUACUGGGGCCUACAGCAGGCUGCGCUGUCUUAAUGAUACAUUUCUGCUGAUGAAUGAAGAUAGUGCUCUCAAUUGAUCUACAACUCAUUAGUUUACAUGCAUGUGUGUAUUGCAUUUUUGUUAACGAUGCAUGCAUUGUUAAAUACAAGUGUGACCCCUCCUGUUCUUGUUUUUCUUACUCUGUAGAUUCCCCGCUACAUCCUGACACUUCAUGAGCUCUUAGCCCACACACCCCAUGAACAUAUCGAGAGAAACAGUCUGGACUACGCCAAGUCUAAGCUGGAGGAACUUUCCAGGUAUUAACAUCCAACGUAACUUCAAGACCUCCCGGUGAACAUUUUCUGUUGAAAAGACAUUUCUGAAACAUCUUUGGUCAUCACUGAGGAAGGGUUCAAUAAAAGUUGGGGAUGCAUGCAUAAGAGAAGAAAAUGAAUUUAGCCUCUAAGAUGAAACCCAUUAUAAAAUCAUGAGUUUAAAAACAUAUACCAACAGUUAAAUGUCCUCUUCCUGCAGGAUCAUGCAUGAUGAAGUGAGUGAAACUGAAAACAUCAGGAAGAAUCUGGCAAUAGAGCGCAUGAUUGUGGAGGGCUGUGAAAUUCUUCUGGACACCAGCCAGACCUUUGUGAGACAAGGUAAGUCCUGCAGUCAAGUUUGGUACUUCAAUACCUCCAAUUAUACAAAGAAGCGGAACAACAUAGGGCCAACCAUACACUACAGUAAUCCAUUUUAUUAGAAGAGUCACUAACUUGACAUUAAAAUAGUUGCCUAGUGAGGAGAGUCUUGAGUUUUUGGUAAUGAUGCAGUUAUGGGGCUAACUGUUUCCUGACAAAGUAUCAAGUUUCUCCUUAUGCUCCAUUUUCAGAAUACCUUACUUCCUUUCUUCUUCACUUUCUCCUCCUAUUUUGAUUUGCACAUUAUACAGGAUCUCUCAUCCAGGUGCCGAUGAGUGAGAAGGGCAAGAUUACCCGUGGGCGGCUGGGCUCUUUGUCUCUGAAGAAAGAAGGGGAGAGGCAGUGCUUCCUCUUCUCCAAGCACUUAAUAAUCUGUACCAGAGGUUCAGGUGGAAAGCUUCAUCUCACCAAGGUGGGAAUGUGCUGUUUAGUUAUGGUGGAUGAAUUUUUUUUUAACAUCCCAUCACACCCUGAAAGCAAGAAAAUAGCAUCAUGUUUAAUUAAGAGUGCAUGCUACAUCAGGAUAAAAAGUAAAAAAAAAAAAAAAAAGAUUAGCAACCCUCUACAGCUGAACAAUUAAAGCUUAAAUUUGAUGCAAAGAUUUGUGUAGUUGUAAAAAGUUGCACUUCUCUGCAGGUUUAUUAAUCUCAACAUUUAAAUCUUUAAAUUAUAAUGUGUAAGAUUUGCUCAAAAACCUAACCUGUUUGACUCCACUUGCUUUGGCUAUCAAAAGUAUGUUUUUUCAAUUUCACCUCUAGAGGAAGAAAAUUGGUUUUCACCAAUGGUAGCGGGAUCCACUAUUUCCACUGGAUGCAAAUUAUCCUCACAGGCACAAGGGAUUCACAGGAAAUGAUGCAUGCAUGUAAUCCAGUCAUUGCUGCUUCUAAUUUUAUCUCAGUGAUUGCAGACUUAUUGUUUACUCCCCCGGCCAUAUCAGAGCUGUAUUAUAAAAAAGAAAACGAGCUAAAAGACACAGAGGUUAAUUGUGGUGACAGUCUUUUAGGUGACUACUCCUCAUGGUGUUCAAGUAAGUUGACCUGAUUAGCAUUAGCAUAACUUGUUAUGUCAAGCAUAAAAGUGCGUCAUGUAAACAUGUCGAUCGAAAGAUUCUGAUCCAAUGCGGCUCAAUCGGAGAGAAAUUAUUUUUCGAUCGAGAGGGGUUGUUUGUGUCGAUCGUUAUUCAAACGCGUCCAUGUAAACGGUUAUACCGAUCGUGACUCUCUUACCUGACUCGAUCUUCACUCUUUAGUCUUUGGCUUAUUUAUUGAGGUCAGUACAGGAUGUUUCAUUAUUAACACUCACAAAAAACACAACCGCAGGUACCAUGUCUGCUCCUCCGGUAACAAAACAAGGCGUACAUACAGCGUAAUGAUGUCACAUCUACACGCACAGUGCAGUCUUUGCAGAACAGUAAAAUAAGUACGCAAGGGCGCCAUCAAGUGACAACAUUUAACGGGGGGAAACUCCUGAAUUGGAUGGAGUGAGCCACUACUGCAUUUGUUGACAGCACAGGCGUCAAUACUACUCUUCUUCUGCGGUUGUUUAAGCGAAAUCAGACAACUCUGCGCAUGUCCAAACGAUUCUAAUCUGAAACUUGGUUCAUGUAUACGCACGUUAUGAUCGGAUUAUUUGGUUUUGCACCCAUAUAAACAGUGGAUUCAGAUUAGCCGAUCCCUCAAAUUUUUAAUCGGAUCUAGAAAUUGUGCACAUGUAAACAUGGCUACUGUUACCUAAUAUUUACUUCAGCAGAGUUUAAUUUACAAGCAGCUGAGUGGCCGCUUCUUAUGUAGCCUUCCUAAACAACACUUGUUUCAUUUGAAGUAUGUUCUUAAGUAAAUUCAGCAAUCAAAGUUCAAACUAAUAACGUUGAUACAAACUCAGUAAUUUAAGGUGUGUAAGAAGAACUGAAUGUUUAUGAUGUCUUGUUUGCAGAAUGGAGUGGUCUCCCUCAUAGACUGCACUCUGAUGGAGGAUCCUGAAGGGACAGAUGAUGAGUGUAGGUGUUUGACUCAGAAAAAAAUGUGCAUUAAAUGAUUUCAAAAGUAUGUCACAAUUAAGUUAAGUAAAAGUUAAAAAACGGAAAAAUCGUGUUGAAUGCAUGCAGUGACAUGAGAGACAUGCACAGACUGAAAGUGAGGAAAUUAUAUCUAAUCGAAUCUGUGUGCUUGACCUAUAGCCAAAUCAGACAAAAGCAGCCAGGACAUGGAACACCUGGACUUCAAAAUUAUUGUGGAGCCAAAAGACAGCCAGUCGUUCACAGUCAUCCUGGUCGCCUCCUCAAGGCAGGAGAAGUCUGCAUGGAUCAGCGACAUCAGCCAGGUAGUCAAUGAGCACCAGAGGUCCCAGCAGUCACAUGAAGAAGCUGAAGAUGUAUGCAUGUAACAGAGCUUGCUAACUCUGUCCUCUCUUGUCAUUUACAUCCGUUCUGCAGUGUAUAGACAACAUCAGGUGCAAUGGGCUGAUGAUGAACGCUUUUGAGGACAACUCCAAAGUCACAGUGCCACAGAUGAUCAAGUCAGGCUUGAUUGAUUUCAAAUAUGUAACUUUUUCAUGAUGUCCCCAUUGUCUUGGCAUUAAUUUCCACAUAUGUGUUUAUUUAUUUAUUGUUUUGAGCAGGUCAGAUUCAAGUUUGUACUGCGACGAUGUCGACAUUCGCUUCAGUAAGAUGAUGAACUCCUGCAAGGUGCUGCAGAUCCGCUAUGCUAGUGUUGAGCGCCUGCUGGAGAGGCUGACGGACCUCCGUUUCCUCUCCAUUGACUUUCUCAACACCUUCCUGCACUCGUAUCGUGUGUUCACCACUGCAGAUGUGGUUCUGGACAAACUCAUCACCAUCUACAAGAAACCCAUCAGUGCUAUCCCUGCUCGGUGAGUCACCUCAUACUUGAAGGCUGUUGACAGUUUUCACGGCAGACGUACGAGUCUUGUUUGAUAAGUUUGUCAUCAUUGCGGCAAAGAGACUCGAUUCCCCUGUUUUAAUGAUUAUUGCUUUGCUGGCCUCUUAUCAAUGUCGCAGUUUCAAGUCUUAACUGCUGUGGCAUAACUAGUUUCUAUCUAUAUUUGCAUAUUUAGUUUAUGAGUUUGUGAGUAGACCUAUUGUGAGUAAUCAUGCCUGAUUAAGAACAGGUACAGGGUGCAUGUAAAGGAGUACAACACUAAUAUGUGGACAAAGUGAUAGAGCUAUAGAUAUAAGUACACAGCAAAAUUCUGUUUGGUGAUUCUUUGGCCAAUCACACAGAGUAAAUAAGAGGCUAAAUCUAAAACACUAAGAGUAAGGACAAUGAGAUUGAUGGACAGAAAGAUAGGUAAAGUGAGUGAUAGAUUUGGAGGUAGAGUUAAUGUAAGAUGGUGUGAAAGAGAGAUAAAUAGAUGAGUAGAUGAGUGAUAGAGUCAACACAGUCAGGGAGAAGAUGAAGCAGUAGAAGAAGUAUCACUAUGUGAAGGCUUGUGCGUCUGUAUGUGCAUGUGUGUGUGUUUCUAAAUGGAUUUAUGUGUAUGUUCUGUCGUCAAAGGUGGUAUUUUGGUCUAGUCUCUUGCCUGGAAGUGUCUAAACUGGGCUCUGACGCUCUAUGGCAACCAACCUUGGUGCUGCAGGACCCCUCCCUCCCUCUCUCUCACUCUCUCCUUGUCUGAAAAAAGAUCCAUAGUGUGAAAUAUUGACGGAGUGUUGCAGUGGGGCGAAGUCGUUACUCUUUAGGCCAUGAGCGAGGGCCUCGCUGUGGGGUUGAGAUCACGGAGGGCUCCCCAUGCCCACGCCCUGCAGCAAGCUCUCCCUGUGGUGCUUGUCAUGUCACUGUGAGACACCUACACUCGGCUGCUUGUGUCAGCAGUGGCCAUGCGCACUAUCACUCGCUGAGCUAUUUAUGGGAACCCGUGAGGUCGCCAGGAGGGUGGCAGAGAAAGGGAGAGGUUUUCUGCAACACUGCAGCUUGUAGUCUGCUCUAAAACAAGGAGACGCGACAGCAGAGAGACUUCUGGUUGCUGGGCUGACUUGUUUUGCAUUAAUUAUUUAGGAGGUGUUAUGUAUUUAGCUAAGCUCUCACAACAUAGACCGAAUAUGAAAGAAACAUACCCCUGUGCCCUAAUUUCAAAUGCACAUUUCCUCCCCCCGAUGCAGGUCCUUGGAGUUAUUCUUUGCAAGCAGUCAGAACAGUAAACUCUUGUAUGGAGAGCCUCCCAGCUCCCCUAGGGCAAGCAGGAAGUUCUCCUCCCCUCCUCCUCUUGCUAUCGCCAAGAAUUCAUCCCCAAACCGCCGGCGAAAGCUCUCCCUCAACAUCCCCAUCAUCACUGGGGGCAAAGCUCUUGACCUGGCUGCCCUCAGCUGCUCCUCAAAUGGCUAUGCAAGCAUGUAUUCAUCCAUGUCUCCAUUCAGUAAGACUACCUUGGACAUCAACAAACUGUAUGUGUCCAGCCCUAUCGCCAGCAAAAUCUCUGAUGAGGGAGAGGACAAGAGGGACAAACUGGAGGAGACUUCAGUGUGCAAACAAGGUAGGUCGGCUGGAGCCAAUCCUCGGGUAUAAUUCUUUCAUUUGCUUCCUUGAAUGAUCCUUCAGUGACCUUUUUGAUCCUUUUUGUCAUGAUACAGAUCUCUCUGUACGGGAAGAGAGUGACAAUGAUCAGAACCAGAGUGAUGACGGGGAUGCAGAGGCCUCGCCUACGAAGUCACCCACCACACCAAAAAAUAUCAAAUGCAAAAACUCCUCAGGUACACAGUGUUCUCAUGAUGUGCAGUGGCGUUUUUUAUGGUUUCAUAUCGAUACCCAAGCUUGUAAACUGCAUACUAUGAUAAAUCAACCAACCCGUCCUUUCAUGGGUCCCUUUUACUUUCAUAAAACCACAUAUAAAUACUCUAAGUUUGAAAAAACAUAUUCUGAUGUCAGCUAGACUGUGUGUGAGUUAUUGCUUUCUUCUCGAGAUAGUUUGCAGUUGUUAAUUUGUUAAAAUGUCUUGUGCCAGACAGGACAAAAAAGAAACUGUAAAGCACAAUUUACAUAAAAUGUUAUGCUGUAGAUGGGUUCUAAUCACGCAAGGAAAGCCAAUGCUUGGCUCCAGUGGGUGUUAGGGAAACUUGUGUCAUAGCAACUGCAUCAGAAGCGUGUUUUCCUUCCCGCCCCCGGUAAUGAGGCUGUUUCAUUUGAGCCAAGAUUAUCUGUGCUUUCUAAAUCUUAUGACAAAACACAACUCUAUUGUGUGAGGGGAAGAAAUAAAUGAAAACGUGUAGCAGAGACUGCCUCUCUGCUCGUGGUUAAGGAUUCCUAACAGCUUAUGAUCCGUCUACACAUGCAGGACAGAAACAUAGCAGACUGCAGAGAAUCUGUUUAUUCCUCUGUUAUGCUGAUAUUUGGUGGCUAUAUUUAGCUGCAACCAUCUUGAAUAUCAAAGCCUCUUGUAAAGUCUGGGGGAGCUGUGAUAUUGUCCUCUAGUGCCCUCUAGUGGAUAUGUAUGCAACCAAAAGUGGACCAUUUUGCAGUCAGUACAGACUUAGCUUUAUCUUGUUCUACUGGAUAAAGAGCACUUAAAUUUUUUAACACCUUCAGUUACUCUGGAUGUAAAAGCUUUCUGUUGUUUUAUUUCUCCUUAAACUGGAAACCCAUUUAAUUCACACACCAUUAAAUCAAUCUAUAACUGUGCUUUUUGCAGAGUUCUCUCUGUUUUCCUACAACAAUGGCAUGGUAAUGCCUUCAUGUCGAGAGUUGGAUAACAACCGCAGUGCCCUGUCUGCUGCCUCAGCCUUUGCUAUUGCCACAGCCGGGGCGAAUGAGGGCACGCCUACCAAGGAAAAAUAUCGUCGGAUGUCCCUCGCCAGUACUGGUAGACACACACUCGCAUCAUUACUGUAAUGCAUACUGUAAUGCAUACUAUUGUUAUGCAUUGUUAUUGUUACGCAUACGAUUUUACUAUCUUGUGUUGUAUAUAGUGUACAUACUUGUACAUUGUAAAACAGUAUACAUAUUGCAUAUUUGAUUAUUUCUUUAUUUUUUCUUAUUUUAUCUAUUUAUUUAUCUCCUAUUUCUACUUUAUUUGCACUGGAGUUACUGCAUCAAAAGCAAUGUCCCCCUGGGGAUUAUUGAAGUAUUUCUGAUUCUGAUUAAUGAGCAGGGCUGCUAUAACCAAACAUCUCCGAACUGCUGCAUAUCAGGCCAUGUUUGCUCUGAAUUUAGAGAUCCAUUGAUUUCCUAAAAAUGGAUUAAAUACUUCUUUUCUUCAGGCUUCCCAACAGACCAGAGAAAUGGAGACAAAGAGUUUGUGAUCAGACGAGCUGCCACCAACAGAGUCUUGAAUGUCCUGAGGCACUGGGUGUCCAAACACUCUCCGGUAAAAUAUCCCAAUUCAAUCCUGGUUUGACUUUUAACAUUUCUUAAUUACAUUUUUUUAGUAAAUAAGUAUUGAAUAAGCAUUUUUUCCUAAACUGGUUGAAAUGUCCUAAUCUGCUUUGUCACGCCAUAACUUGAAUGAAGAAUCCUGUUUCUGUCAACCCCCCAAAAAAACCUAAAAUGCCUAAAAUAUAAUGAAAUAAGAUUUUGGGGCUUUUAGCUGAAGCGAUUUCAUGCACGUUUUGCUGGCGUCUUAAAAUUGAGUAUGCAAAAGCUCUGAAAACUUUAAAAACUAAAUAAAUAUUUAUUUUUUAAGAUUUUUCAUCAAAAUAAAAUGAGUAAAGAAAACAAAGAAAUUUUACGCUUGAAUAGUGAUGAAAUGUUGUUUUUAACCCAUCUGUUGGUGUGCUGUUUUUCCUUCUCCAGGACUUUGAAAGUAACAAUGAGCUAAAAACAAAAGUUAUAGCCUUCCUGGAUGAGGUGAUGCAUGACCCUGAGCUACUAACCCAGGAGAGGAAAGCAGCAGCAAACAUUAUCAGGUACUGUUUGAUUUGUUAUGAUGUUCCUGGGUAAGCGCAACUUUCUAAAAGAUGCCAUAAACAGUGCACCUAAUUUAAAGCUUGACUUCUCCUUUACUGUGUGUCAGGACCCUAACUCAGGAAGAUCACGGUGACAGCCAGAUAACCCUUGAGGAUGUGACUCCGCUGGUGAGUGAAGUCAGAAUCACCUGCUCUUAACAGUGAAAAUCAACGUGGUGUUGAGGAGUUUCAAAGCUGCAGGAGCAAAAUUGUGACACAGAGAUAUUUAAAACUACAAACAUAAGUUAACAUUUCAUCCACCUUUAGGAUAAUCCUUUGCUUCAUUGAAUAAUUAAUCGGCCAUUUAGAGGCUGAUAAAUCUGAGAGACUCACAUUUGACUUCUGUCCUUUGCUAAAGCCUGACUCAUCUUAUUCAUCAUAAAGUCAUUUCCAGCUCUUAUGACUGCAAAAAGAUUUGUACCAACUUAGUCAGAUUCAGAUGUUUUCAGGGCACAUUUUUCCAGUCCAAAUAAGAUAAAAACAUUGGAAACUAUUGUCCUUCUGAAAGAAGAUUAAGACCACUCAAAAAAAGUGUAGGUACAUUUUUUAAUUGAUUUUUUUCUUUGAGAUAAAUGAAAAAAAUCUGACUUUUUCUAAAAAUUCUUGGAUCAAAGUUUGAAUUCUGAGAAAAGUCAAAAUUAUGGACCUCAGAAUUGACUAAAUAGGUUAGAAUUUUACUUUAAUCUCAUCAUAUUAAGAAAAUUCUGACCUCUUAUUUAGUGGCCCUAAUCCUCUCUGUACUAAAGCAUACUCGACAUAUAAGCAAUUUUUUCAUUUUGCUCUUUUUUACCUACUUGCUACUUUAUUUUCAGUUCCCUGGAGUAUUUCUAAAUCAUUUUUGGUUGGUUUUGUGUAUCUUAGAUGGGAGGAGGGAGGGCAGACCCCUUUGAGAGCCAUUCUGCGUUGGAGAUAGCCGAACAGCUCACUCUGCUGGACCACCUGGUGUUUAAAGUCAUCCCAUAUGAGUGAGUGCCGUCAUAUCUGAGCUGCGCACAUGAAGACCAAGUUGAUUAAUUCACUGUCGGCUCACUCAUUUUAUUGAACUGUGCGCCUCACAGGGAAUUCUUUGGGCAAGGCUGGAUGAAGAAUGACAAAAACGAGAAGACGCCAUACAUCAUGAGAACUACAAAGCACUUCAAUGAUGUAUGUCCUCCUCAACAAGCAUUUCACACAAUUUUUCUUCUUCUGUCAGUCGUCAAACAGCAAGCAGAGUUAGACAUUUUUUUCCCUUUGCAAGGUAAGCAACCUGAUUGCCACAGAAAUCCUGCGCUGUGAGGACGUGGUCACUCGUGUUGUCGUCAUAGAGAAAUGGGUGGCUGUAGCUGACAUCUGUCGCUGUCUCCACAACUACAACGCUGUGCUCGUGAUCACCUCCUCUCUCAACCGCAGCUCUGUCUUCCGUCUCAAGAAGACCUGGCUCAAGGUUUCCAAACAGGUAUGUGUCAUGAAACAGGACUCAGAGUGUGUGGACACAUAUGCAAGACACCACUCCAGUAGGUCUAAAAGACUCAAGUUUAAUAAAUUAAGCAGAGGUCAGUAUAUGGUAAAUCAGACAGCAGAGGCAGAGGUAUCCAAAAAGGGCUGAGGCACAAAGGCAAGGUCAAAAACCAAGUAAAGAUCUAUACACAACAUGACUAUGACUGCUGGAAUGAAGACUGGAGAGUGCAAUAAACCGGCAACGAAACAGUAGCUGUGUUUACAUGGGCACAAAUAAUCGGAAUAAAUGCCCGAUCGGAAUAAAAAUGCGUCAUGUAAACAUGUUGAUCGGAAGAUUCUGAUCCAAUUCAGCUUAAUCAGAUAGACAUUGUAUUCUGUUCAAGAGGGGUAGUUUAUGCCGAUUGUUAUUCCUAAACACGUCCAUGUAAACACUUCUUCCGAUCGUGACUCUCUUCCCUGACUCGGUCUUCACUCUUUAGUCUUUGGUUUAUUUAUCGAGUACAGUUCAGGAGGUUUCAUUAUCAACACUCUGGCAUAAAACACAACCAGGUGCCGUGUCUGCUCCUCCGGUAACAAAACAAAGCGUACAUAAUGAUGUCACAUCUGCACGCACAGUGCAACCUUUGACAGAACAGUAAAAUAAGUACGCAAGGGCGCCAUCUAGUGACGACAUUUAACAGAGGGGAAAACUCCUGAAUUGGAUGGAGGUAGCAACUACUGCGUUUGUUGACAGCAAAGGUGUAAAUACAACUCUUCUUCUGUGGUUGUUUUAGAAAAAUCUGACAACUCUGGGCAUGUCCAAAUGCUUAUAAUCUUUAAAUUUGGUGCAUGUAUACGCACGUCAUGAUCGGAUUAUUUGGUUUUGCACCCAUAUAAAGAGUGGAUUCAGAUUGUCCGAUCCCUCAGAUUUUUUAAUCGGAUCAAGAAAUUUUGCACAUGUAAACAUGGCUAGUGAGACACAUGAGAUGAAAUACAAGAGGUAAUGAGGUUGUGACGAGACGGGGGCAGGGCAGACCAGACAGGAACAAAGCUAAAAGACAAAAACAAGGGUUAGUGGACUACCAAAAUAAACAAGAAACAAAACAUGAAUGUGCCAAAAUAAAGGACACUUCACCAAAAUAAAUAUACAGAAAUAAAAGGAAACAUAACCGACAUGACAGGAUGUAUCUCCCUACACUGCUUGUCUUUGAUAAGGUGCCUCCUGUCAUCAGUCUCUGUUUUCUUUUCAUGUAGACAAAAGCACUGAUUGACAAGCUGCAGAAGUUGGUGUCAUCUGAAGGGAGGUUCAAAAACCUGAGAGAGGCUCUGAAGAAGUGAGUUCACCUUAAGGACAACAUUUUGGACAGAAUCAAUAAAAAAUAUAUAAACUAUAAUGAUGUGUUUGUAUCCCCACCACUAGCUGCGAUCCUCCCUGUGUGCCCUACCUGGGAAUGUACCUCACUGACCUGGCUUUCAUUGAGGAGGGGACACCAAACUACACUGAGGACAACUUGGUCAACUUCUCCAAGAUGAGGAUGGUGAGAUGUUUGCUAUCGAAAGAGAGACUAUGUGCAGCUGUGUCUUUCUUAUUACUGUCAGAUUAAAAUUUUUUUUUUUGUUUUUCAGAUUUCUCACAUCAUCAGAGAGAUCAGACAGUUUCAGCAAACAUCUUACAAAAUUGACAUGCAACCAAAGGUAAAUGGAUUUCAAAACAGGCAAUGAGUGGUGAGCUACUCUCCUCCCAUUUGAUUUGGGACACUGGAAAGAUGGAGAGUAUGCUCGCUCCAUCAGCUUUUUCAGUGCCUAAAACAUGGGAGACGUUAAGUUAUUUUGACCACUUUAAUAUUUUAGACAUGUUGGUUCCAAACUUUUACAUGUUUAUAAUCUAAUCUCUAUGAUUUAUUGUUCUGUUUCUAUAAUUCUGUGGGGCUUAAAUUCUCCAGUGAUUCCCAACAAAGGUUAGAUUAGGGAAAUUGUUUCAUUGUAUUCUGAAAAAAGUACUUUUCUGCUUUUCAAACCUCCCAACCCCUCAAACCUUUCGUGAUACAAUAGCGGCAAUCUUCACAUUCAAGAUAUUGCAAGUCAUAGAUGGUAGAAAAUGUGGGUUUCUGACAAGUACCAGGAAGGAAAACCACUUUAAAAAACAUUACAAACUGAUAUGUAUUUUUUACAGAGCCCCCAAAGUCCCUCAAAGGAAAUCAUUUUUAUAUUGUGCCCACAUGACAGUAAGUAGUUCAGGAAGCAGUUAUGUACCCUGUCUCUUGCCAUAUAUGAUGAAUCAUGCAUAAACAUUACUUUUUCUCCAGGUUUUCUGACGACAGCAGAGAUAGAUAUGAUCUCUCACAGCCGCCUUUGAAGCAGUUUGAAGAUAGAGAAACUGCUUGAACACAAAAAGCAAUUCUUUAGUAGGAUAGUGCAACACCACAGGGACUAACGUUAAAGCUAUGAUCUAUCAAGCAAAUCCAUACCAUCACUUUAGAGUUUGAUAACAAUUUCAGAGCUUCUCUCCACCAGAGCACAUGGAGAAACUCUUCUUUCACCAAGAGAAACUGACUUAAGUCUAUUUUUUCAAGUUGGGCUAAUUUUAUAAACACAACAUGGGUGACAUCUCUCAACUUAUGUACUUAUGUCAAUGUCAAUGUCAAUGUCAAGUUUAUUUGUAUAGCACAUUUAAACAGCCAGUGGCCUACCAAAGUGCUUUACAAUAACGAAGCAGUAGCAAUAAAAGCAAGUCAUACACAGCAAACAGCAACAACAGACAUGUAACAUAUAAAUGUGAACAAAAACAAAUAUAUAACCAAUACAAGUAUCAUACUCCGUCAAAAGCUAAGGUGAACAAGUGCGUCUUCAGUUGGGUUUUAAAAGUAGAGAGACUAUUUGCAGUACGCACACUUAGGGGUAGUGCAUUCCACAAAGUAGGAGCUGCAACCGCAAACACUCGCUCCCCUCUGGAUUUUAAAAACGAACGAGGCACGUCUAAGACGUCUCGGUCAGCAGACCUAAGGGCUCUGGAGGGUUGGUGUAGCAUAACAAGGUCAGCAAGGUACUCUGGGGCCAGCCCAUUCAGAGAUUUAAAAACAAAUAAAAGAAUCUUAAAAUCGAGUGUAGAGAAGAGAGCACUGGAGUUAUGUGCUCGCGCUUCUUGGUGCCAGAAAGGAGGCGAGCUGCCGCGUUCUGCACGAGCUGCAGGCGGUUAAGCUCAGCCUGGUCAAUUCUGAAGUAAAGGGAAUUGCAGUAAUCCAAGCGAGAAGUAAUAAAAGAAUGGAUUACUGUUUCCAGGUCUCUCUGGUUGAGAUAUGGUCCCUGCAGAUGAUCAGUCUCUGUGUUAAGUCAAAUGACUAGAAUCAAAUGGAUUUGGUGACAAACAAUGGUUAGUAAUGGAGGGAUCAUUACCACUGCUGCGCUAAACAAGAUCAUAACUCAUAAAUGAUCACCUUUUGAGACUUUCAUGCUUUUUUAUUUGUCUUUCUACAGCUGGAGUUUUUGCUCUUAGUUGCACCUAAAUCUAAACUUGUAUCUAAAAUGUUUAAAAAGAAAAUACUGCAGUUUUUUUAUAAGAGGUCAACCCUUUAAUUAAAAAGGGUCUCCAGGUGGACCGCUGAUUUAGUCAACAUAAUGUGACACCUUUUGUGUUUUGUUUUCUAUAUUUUUAUAGAGUAUACAUUUUUUUAGGGGGUUUGUCUGUUUUUCUUCUUACUUUAAAGGAUUUUAUCAAGAAGCUUUUCUUUCCUGUUUUUCAGGUAGCCCAGUAUCUGCUGGACAUGAGCUUUAUUCUGGAUGAAGAAAGCAUGUACGAAUCCUCACUCAGAAUUGAGCCCAAAGUGCCAAACUGAAGUGGAAGUUGGUUAUCAACAUGGUUUUCUCUGUUAAUAUUAUACAAGCUCACAUGCACAUCCACUUUUGUAUAGUUGUACAUGUUUAAGAUAUUUACUCUUCUGUACAGUAGAUGUUUGAAGUUGUUUGACGCAUCAUCUUUUAAGGUUUUUUCUUUUUCUUUUAAUUUGAUUUAAUUUGAUUUUUUACCAGUGCCAUGACGCCGACUGCUUUUUAUUUUUCUGGGGUAUUUCAGGCAUAAUAACAGAGGUCACAUUGGAAAAACACAACUGUGUCUGUUCAGUGACCAAUGACAUUAUUUUGCAUCAUCUCAUACUGUGUCGACUUUGCACUUCCCAAGCACUAGUGCUGCUGGCUGUUGUUCUCUUUGCUUGAUUUUUAUCGAUGACUAAGUUUCUCUGCAACCAAUGUAGCAUUGUAAAAAUGUAACUGUAACAAAUCAGGUAAAAGAGCACAGAGAAUAUAACUGCUUUUAAAGACAAAGAACAUAGAGCGGAGAAGACAACAGUGGGAUUUCUGAAACAAGGCUGUCUUUGUGUUUUCCAAACCAAAGCAUGAGGGUUUUUUUCUUCACCUCUGCUGAAAACUAUUUCGUCAUGGAGCUGCUUCUGGCCCCUGCAAAUCAUUUUGAUAUAGAAAAUUAGAUAAAGGCCUAAUGUGCUGACAAACUGGUUAACGUUCCUCUUACAUGAACUUCUUUUAUGAUCACUAACCAGCAAAUUAGCAUUGCAGCCUCUUUGUCAUGCAGCAAUGGUGGCGUCAUGAUAGUCAGUAAUGUGCAUCAGAGGUCUGGUACCCUGCUCUGAAACACAUAUCUCCAUGAACAUAAAUCUGACCUGCUGUAAAGAGAGAAACCCAUGACGUGUGCACAAACCCAGCGUUGGCACAACAGUUACGUUUUGUUGUUGGUUUCAGGCUGCAUAACAUUAUAGGUUGUGAUAUAAAGGGGCUGUAUUCCCCCUAGAUUGCAAUGAUUUACGGGGACAAAUAAACAGAUUUACUGUCACACAUAAGUACAGCCCAGUUUUUUUUCCUCCUAUGUUCAAAUUUUAUGUUUCUUAAAAGAAAAAAACACACAAGUAGUGAAAGUAUUACACCUUCAGGUUUGGGGAUACUUCUGUCGAGGAUGUUGCUCUUCUGUAAUUAAAAGACAAUCUGUCCUUUUUGCUGUUCCAGUGAUUGUGGAACGUGACUGUAUAUCACUCUGUUAUAUGCAUUGCUGUUUCAAACUAUGAUAAACUGUAUGUGAAUGACCUCUGCCUGCAGCAUUCAAACACUAUUUUUGUAGUAGUACAAGAGACAGUGACCUGCUCUUUAUAUGAACAUGGAAAGUAUUUUGUACUUUGAUGUUAAUUCACCUCACUGAGAUGUGCUGUACACUUUGUACACACACCCCUGCAUAUUUCUCAAUGUGGAAUCUAGUUAUCCUUUCAGAAAAUAAAAACAAACAAAAAGUCGGAUCUCGAGCUUAAACACAAAAUGUUACACAGUGUGGUCCUGAAACCAUGACUUAGAAGUAGGAGACAAAUUUAAAGUGUUUUGCAUAUACUGUAAUCCUGUUUAUAACCAUUUCUGUUAGCAGGAAUAUAGUAAUGUAGUGCUUAUUCUGUGAAUAUUUGUAUGUAUUUUUACUAUGUAUGUACAAUACACUUUUAAAGCUCAUAUGGCAGGCAUGCAACACCAUCACAUACAGAAUAUUACUCUAUACUUAUACUCUAUACACUUAUACAUGCACAUACUCUUACAAGAUAUAUAAACAAAUAAACAUUUUGCUGUUAGCAAUACCCAGUGGUAUGAAAAUUAUCUUUCAACCCUCAUGUUUCCACACCUUAAGAAAUAUCACCAGUUUUGUAAGAAAAUAAACUAAAACAUAAGAAAAGAAAGAUAUGAUGAUAAUAACAAAUUAAAAAAAUUAUUGUUUCCCUGUUACCUCUUGCUAAUAAACCCAUUUUAUAUCAGGGUCUUGUUGUCUUGAGUUCUUUUGUGGAUUACCAGUCGAUAUUGUGGUGAUUCUACAGUUGAAACCAGUAGUUUACACUAUAUAAAAAGGCACAUAACCUUUUUUUUUUCACCGUCUAACAUUAAAUCAGAUAAAACUUUUCUUGUUUUUGGUCAAGUGGGAUUACCAAAAUUAUUUUUAUUUGCUAAAUGCCAGAAUAAUGAGACAGAGAAAUUUUUAGACAAUUUUUUUAUAUUUUCCCAAGAGUCAAAAGUUUACAUACACUACGAUGACUAUGCCUUUAAACAAUUUGGGAAAGUCCAGAUGAUGAUGUCAUGUCUUUGGAAGCCUCUGAUAGGUUUAUUUAAAACAUUUGAGUUAAUUAAAGGCACACCUGUGGAUGUAUUUUAGGGCGCACCUGAAACACACUGCUUCUUUGUGUAACAUCAUGAGAAAAAGAAAUCUGCCAAGAUAUCAGGAAAAGAAUUGUGGACCUACACAAGUCUGGUUCAUCCUUGGGUGCAAUUUCCAGGUACCUAAAGGUGCCAUUUUCAUCCGUUCAAACAAUUGUACGCAAGUAUAAACACCAUGGGAAUGUCCAGACAUCAUACUGCUCAGGGAGGAGAAGGCUUCUGUGUCCCAGAGAUGAACGUGCUUUGGUCCGAAAUGUGAAUAUCAAUCCAAGAACAACAGAAAAAGACCUUGGGAAGAUGCUGGCUGAAGCUGGUAAGAAUGUGUCACUAUCAACAGUAAAACGAGUUCUGUACCCACAACGGCUGAAAGGCCACUCUUCCAGGAAGAAGCCAUGACUCCAAAAGAAACAUAAAAAGCCUGAUUAGAGUUUGCAAAUGCACACAGGGACAAAGACCUUAACUUUCGAAGACACGUCCUGUGGUCUGAUUAAACUGAAAUGGAACUUUUUGGCCAUAAUGAUCAUUGUUACAUUUGGAGGAAAAAAAACUGAAAACACCAUCCCAACUGUGAAAUAUGGGGGUGGCAGCACCGUGUUGUGGGGUUGUUUUGCAGCAGGAGGGACUGGUAUACUUCAUAAAUAGAUGGCAUCAUGAGGAAAGAACAUUAUGUGGAAAUACUGAAGCAAUAUCUCAGACAUCAGCCAGGGAGUUAAAGCUUGGGCGCAAAUGUGUUUUCCAAAUGGAUAGUGAUCCUAAGCAUACUGCCAAACUGAUUACAAAGUGGCGUAAGGAUCACAAAGCCCUGAUCUCAAUCCUAACGAAAAUUUAUGGGCAGAACUGAAAAGUCAUGUGCAAGCAAGGCGGCCUACAAACUUAACUCAGUUACACCAGUUCUGUGAGGAGAAAUGGGCCAAAAUUCCUGCAAACUAUUGUGAGAAGCUUGAGGAAACAUAUCCAAAGCAUUUGACCCAAGUCAUACAAUUAAAAGGCAGCUACCAAAUAUUAAUGAAAUGUAUGUAAACUUUUGACUCUCGAGAAAAUGAUAAAAUAUUGUGUAAAAAAUUCUCUCUCUCAUUAUUCUGGCAUUUAGCAAAUAAAAAUAAUUUUGGUAAUCCUAAUUGAUCAAAAACAGGAAAAAUGUAAUCUAAUUUAAUGUUAGACAGUGAGGGAAAAAAAGAUUAUGUGCCUUUUUAUAUAGUGUAUGUAAACUUCUGGUUUCAACUGUACAUACAGCCUAUGAUGACUACCCUCUGCAGC